Molecule: messenger RNA, 690 nt
Organism: Impatiens glandulifera
Lineage: Eukaryota; Viridiplantae; Streptophyta; Magnoliopsida; Ericales; Balsaminaceae
Product: caffeic acid 3-O-methyltransferase-like
Exons: 2
Coding region: 58-687 (209 amino acids)
Biological process (GO): methylation
Molecular function (GO): O-methyltransferase activity; protein dimerization activity; S-adenosylmethionine-dependent methyltransferase activity
Source: RefSeq, a predicted model, not a curated record
GAAUAAGAAGAGCAUCGAGACUAUGCCACCCAGUUAUUUGGCUCGCUCGCACUGCCCAUGACAAUGCAAGCAGCCUUCAAUCUCGAUCUACUAGAGAUCAUAGCUAAGGCCGGUCAUGGCAUGAUGCUCACUCCAUUAGAGAUUGCGUCUCAAAUACCUUACAAUAACCCUAACACACCCUUCAUGCUUCGACGAAUACUCAACCUUCUCACUAGCUUCAAUAUUUUGACCGUCGCUACCACAAAUGAUGAGACACGAUACGGAUUGGCCCCGGUGGCGAAAUAUUUUGUGAAGAACGAAGAAGGUUUUUCCUUUGCACCAUUCAUGACCGUUUUACACGACAAGGUCUUUCUUGACAGCUGGUAUCAAUUGAAAAAUGUUGUGGUUGGAAGAUCUAUAGCCUUUGAUAAGGAAAAUGAGACAAACGAAUUCAAUUACCAAGGUGUGGACCCAAGGUUCAAUGAUGUGUUUAAUAGAGGCAUGAUGAACCACACAAAAGUCAUUAUAAAAGAGUUGCUACUAGCAUACCCUGGAUUCAACAAAGACAUGCAAAGCAUAACAUUGGUGGAUGUGGGCGGUGGCUUAGGCGCGACCCUCAACACAAUUAUUUCAAUGUAUCCCAUGAUCAAGGGCAUUAACUUCGAUUUGCCUCAUGUCAUUUGUCAAGCUCCUCCUUAUCCUGGUUAACUA